Molecule: messenger RNA, 2521 nt
Organism: Oncorhynchus masou masou (cherry salmon)
Lineage: Eukaryota; Metazoa; Chordata; Actinopteri; Salmoniformes; Salmonidae
Product: protein mono-ADP-ribosyltransferase TIPARP-like
Exons: 8
Coding region: 317-2521 (734 amino acids)
Cellular component (GO): nucleus
Molecular function (GO): NAD+ poly-ADP-ribosyltransferase activity; zinc ion binding; NAD+-protein mono-ADP-ribosyltransferase activity
Source: RefSeq, a predicted model, not a curated record
UCCUUUGAUGCCAAAUCCCAUCCCUCGACCGGGUGAGGAGCGCCGUGAGUGGCUGAGAGGACUGAGCGUUCCUUGCAACAGCUGCGAGUUGCCUCUAUCCAACACAGGAGUUGGCGGAACUGAGCUCAGUGCAGAACGACGAACAGCGGCUUUGUCACGCAUUGCCCCAGCCCCCGACCAGCAGCCCAAACGCAGAUCGACAUAUCGCUACAUUCAUGACCGGACAGGGAUUACGUGGCGAAGGAGACAAUUUCACAGAAGAGAUUGAACGGAUUUUACGCAGGACUGCCGGGUUUUAGAAGUGUCCCUGGGGACCAUGGAUAAAGCUUUGCAUAUCCUACAGAAACCAACAGACUCAACGGACAAGGUCCUUGGCGGUGGAACGGGAAUAGCUCUGGAUAUGAGUAUAGGAGACCGGGAAUUCACGGAACAAUCUAUUAGACUUAGCAAUAAAAUCCCGUUAGUGAAGCCCUAUUUCAAAAAGAAGCACGGACAGAGGAAACUGGACUCAAAAUGCCUCCGUGCGCUCCAGGACCCCAUCCUGACCACGUUACUGAGUACGGAUGCUCUUGUUACCGGAGACGGGGUGUUUGUCCCCAGGAACCCUCUGCCAAGGACAGCUGGGAACCUGUGCACUGCUGUGGUGGUCAAACAGGCGCGGAUUGGUGGGCCUGUGUGCCGGAAAGAAUCGUCAGCUACCGGUGUAACGGCUAUGAAUACCGGCGACACGGAAAUGGUGGACACCACCGCCGAGUUGGAGGAGACAGAGGGGGGGGUAACCAAGGCACCGGUAGAUCUCCAGCGCGUGACAAUAGACUCUAACGAACGCAGAUUCCAGCUCAAACUUCACCCGCGGGCGCGCGAAGUGGCGGCGACACCCCCCACACCCGAUACCCCUCUAGUAUCCCCUCCAAGCCAGGGGGGCAACACGAUGAUUGACCUAUUUGCUUCUAAAGCCUUGCGGGGGGCAAAUUGCCUCACCAUUAAAGACGGUAAGAAAACCCCCAGUCUUCAGGCCGACAAAGGCGAGAUAUUUCAGGAUAAAAGCGAAGAGGCCUCCCUGGAUCUAGUUUUUGAUCUGCUAACCCAGCUCCAGUAUCACACGCACCAAGCCGACUCGGUUUCCAUCUGCGUGGAUUUCCUGCAGGGGUUGUGUGUGUACGGGAGUGACUGUGCUUACCAUCAUACUGUGCUGCCCUACCACUGGCAGAUCUGCAGGAGUGAUACUGAAAGCUGGCAAAGCCUGGCGGAUGAUUCACAGGAUCAGUUGGAGAGGCUUUAUUGCAAUCCGGACAAUGAACAAGUCAGGCUCAAGUUUCAGAGUCGUGUGUUUUCCUUAGACUUCACUACGAUGCGUGUAUGUGACCUGGAGUUCGACCGUGUCAGACGGUUGACCACUCCCUCCAGCCCUGCCGCCCCGCCCCCAAACACAAACCCCACCCCUAACUGCCACACAGUGUGGAAAUACUACUGCAGAGACAACUUCGGCUGGAGAGAAUACUCUGAGCCGGUAGUGCGUCUGAUAGAGGAGGCUAGUGGUCGUGGUCUGAAGGAGGUCCGGUUCAUCACCCUACAGAACCAGUACAUCCUCAACAUCAGAGAGGGCUUCCAGCAGAACGCCGUGUUCGGCUUCAGGCGCCAGAUCAAGAAACGCCCCCUCUUCCUGUCCUCCAUGGUCCUCACGCCACACCUACAGACUCUUGGUGGCCUCUCCUCCUUUUCCCCCUCCUCCACUGUGGAUCUGUCCCUUUCUCUCCCUCUCUCUCCAUCCUCCACCAACACUCCCAGCGUAUUCCCAGAGACCUGGUUACCCAUGACAACCAGCCAGGACUUCCUGCAGGUUCCGGUAUCCUGUGACGACCGGAGCUAUCGGACCGUCUACACUCUCUUCCACAAGACGGUGUCCGAAACCAAGUUCCGCAUCCUUAAGAUCCUCCGCGUCCAGAAUCCCUUCCUCUGGGAGAAAUACAAGAGGAAGAAGGAGUACAUGUCUCGUCGUCUCUCGGAGAUGGACAGGAUGCUGAGCGAGCGUCACCUUUUCCACGGCACCUCCACUGAGGUGGUAGAGGGCAUCUGCAAACACAACUUUGACCCGCGUGUCAGUGGCAAACACGCCACCAUGUUCGGACAAGGCUCCUACUUCGCCCGCAAGGCCGUCUACUCCCAUAACUUCUCCAAGCGCUCUCCUAAAGGGAUCCACUCCAUGUUCCUGGCCAAAGUGCUCACUGGCAGGUUUACAGUGGGGAACCCCUCCAUGCGUCGGCCGCCCCCACUCAGCCCCCGGGACCCCUCCAGUACCUGUGACUAUCGUGAACAGACCAGAGACAACUGGGUGGACCCCCAGAUCUACGUGGCUAUUGACAAGGAGACCAGAGCUAAACCAAACCCACUUACCACAACGGUAACCUCCCAGCCCCUCAAUAACCCGGCUGUCGCCCCGGUUUUCCGGGAACCCCGCUCACCUCCCCAGGAGCGCUUCAAUGGAGAGUUGGGCACCUGUCGGGAAUUUCUCGCUCAGUGA